ACCAUUUCCACCACUCUCGCAAUCGCUGCGAUUGCUGCACAACGAUAUGAAUGUGCCAGACUUCUCCGACUAUCGCCGUGAAACAACGAAUCCAGAUGAUCCACACGAUAACUGUGCAGAACAGCGCAAAGCCUUCUCUUACAUGAUGGUCGCCGCUGGCGUUAUCGGGAGUUGUUAUGCCGCCAAAGGCAUAGUGAACAUGUUCGUACAUUCCAUGGGCGUAUCAGCCGAUGUACUAGCUAUGGCCCAGAUCGAAAUCAAGUUAAAGGGCAAGUCGGUUACGUUCAAAUGGCGAGGUAAACCACUUUUCAUACGACAUCGCACCGAGUCCGAAAUCCAGGGUGUGCGUUCGGUGAAAAUAUCGACCCUACGCGACCCAGAGUCAGAUGAUAAACGCGUCAAGGAUCCACAUAGGCUGUUGGUGAUCGGUGUCUGCACACAUUUGGGUUGUGUGCCAAUUGCAAAUGCAGGCGACUUCGGUGGCUACUACUGUCCUUGCCAUGGCUCGCACUUCGAUGCGUCUGGGCGUGUACGCAAAGGCCCUGCACCGCUUAAUUUAGAAGUGCCACAAUAUGAGUACCUUGAUGAGCAUACCAUGAUUGUAGGUUAA
Molecule: messenger RNA, 610 nt
Organism: Rhagoletis pomonella (apple maggot)
Lineage: Eukaryota; Metazoa; Arthropoda; Insecta; Diptera; Tephritidae
Product: cytochrome b-c1 complex subunit Rieske, mitochondrial-like
Exons: 1
Coding region: 47-610 (187 amino acids)
Biological process (GO): mitochondrial electron transport, ubiquinol to cytochrome c
Cellular component (GO): membrane
Molecular function (GO): 2 iron, 2 sulfur cluster binding; quinol-cytochrome-c reductase activity
Source: RefSeq, a predicted model, not a curated record